This is a messenger RNA of Pelodiscus sinensis (Chinese soft-shelled turtle), 2593 nucleotides long. NCBI's taxonomy places the organism in Eukaryota, Metazoa, Chordata, Testudines, Trionychidae. The record is from RefSeq and is a predicted model, not a curated record.
CCUAAGUUACCCUGUGAAGUCCAUGUUUUAAAUCAGACAUGCUGGGGUGAGCAGUAACCAUCAACCAGCAAGAAAGUUUUAACCUUGGGAGAGCAGUUUCCCCAGAGAUAAGCAGGAACUGAUCUGUUUUCUCUGAGGUGGGCCUGGAGUCUCAUUUUGAUUCUGUGCCCUGCUGCAUCUCUCAGUCCAGCAUCUCUGAGGCCCUUUUUAUGAGACACAUGCAGAUAUUUUUUUUCUUAAUAGCAAAGCUGUAUGUACUGAUCACCACUUACACCCACACAAGCCAGGCCCCAUGGCAGGGGCUGAAUGCAUAGUACAGUCAGUCUUUGUUCCUGUACAGUCAACCUUCAUUCUGUUGAAUUUCAGACAUUGUUUCUCUCCAAUGGCAGUUUGCUGAGGCGAAAGGCACAGCGAAUGCCUAGCAGGUGUUCCCCUGAUGCAUUCUGGGGAACUGUUUCCCUCUUUGUCUGACCAUUGAAGCCAUGUAACAGCUUCCCCCGCCAGGAAAGGGCACAGCAGCACUUUUAACCAGGACCCUGGGGAUUGUUUGAGUCUUGCUUGUCAGGAGAGCACAACGUGGUCUCCUGGACUGCCGAUGUUCUUCUGAAAACUGCAGUGCUCCAAACUGCAGCGCUCAAAGAAGCAGCCGCCUCGGGGCUUGGAGCUUGGUCUCAAACCUACUUCCAGAUCCACAGUGUGACUGGCGGCGAGCAGCCUGAGGAGAGCAGGUUUGUUCCGUGGCUCAUUGCAAAUCGUUGACUCUCAAAGAUGAAGAGGAACCUGGUCUGUUGGUCGUUCAUCGCCUUCCUCACACUGCUGAGCCGGGCCUGGGCCCUGGCAUGUGGGGAACAGGAGUACCGGACUGUGGAGGGGGGCUGUGCCCCUUGUGUGGGGUGUCCCCCCGGAGAAGAGCCUGAUAGGAAGUGCGGCUCUGGGCAAGGCCUAGGAAUGUCCUGUCAAGCCUGCUCUCCGGGCACCUUCUCGGCCAGCCACAGCCUGGCCCCCUGCUCGCCUCAGACCCACUGUGAGGCCAGGAAGAGGGUCCGCGCCAGCCCUGGGACAGCUGCAGCAGACAGCCAGUGUGGAGGCUGCAUGCCAGGGUUUUACAGCCCUGAAGGAGAGAUGGACCCAACAGCUGAAUGCCUGCCCUGCUCCUCUGCUCCCCAAAGCAUGCCAGGCUGCCCAGAGCCAAAGCCGUGGCUACCCCGUCUGGUGAGGAAUGUGGAGGCCCGGCACAGACGGGACGAGAGGGCGGCGUCCAACGGCACGCGGGAGGGGAAGCGGGAGGAAAAGGCCACGCAGUAUGCCGUGCUGGCCAUCGUGCCAGUCUUCUGCCUCAUGGGCCUGCUGGGCAUCCUCGUCUGCAACCUCCUGAAGAAGAAGGGCUACCACUGCACGGCCCACAAGGAGACGGAUGAGGAGAUGGUGAAGGUGGAGAGAGGCGGUAAUAACUCUGCCUACAGAAUAGAAGACGCGAACGAAGACACCAUCGGGGUCCUGGUGCGGCUGAUCACGGAGAAGAAAGAGAACGCUGCUGCCCUGGAGGAGCUGCUGAAGGAGUACCACAGCAAACAGCUGGGGCAGGCCAGCCACAAGCCGGCUCCCAGCAAGCUGCACUUCCUACCGCACAUCCCCCACAUCUGUCGGCACCAGCACCACCUGCACACGGUGCAGGGCCUGGCCACUCGCUCGGGCCCCAGCUGCACGCGCUGCUGCCAGAGGAAGUGGCCGGAGGUGCUGCUUUCUCCAGAAACUGCAGCCACUGCCGCGGCCUCCGUCAUCACCACGACCGCCAGCGCCAAGCCGACAAAGCCGGGCGGCAAGGCCGGCAGGCCGGGCGAGAUCACCAUCCUCUCCGUGGGCAGGUUCCGCGUGGCUCGCAUCCCCGAGCAGAAGCCCAACCCACCGGAAGUAAAAACCAUCUUGGAGGGCGGUGGAGCCGAGCCGACUGACUCCCCCUGCAGCCGCCUCUCCGCCGAGCAGAAACCGCUGGUGGGCAGCGGAACCAGGUCAAAGUGGCUGAAAACAACCGACAGCCAACAAGAGGUGAUCAUCUGACUCCCUCAUGCGCCAGGAGACCUGAAAAGCAGCUUCUGGUUGAACUGUCCCCCCGAGAAACGCACACCCUGGGCGAUGCUGAAGGCGAAGAGUGACACCCAUUUUCCUCCGCCACCCUAGAGAAUCGCAAGCGCAGCCCCCGGUACCAGGGCUGGCAGGGAGGAGCAGACGGACACACCUAGCACCUCAAAGCAUUUUUCUUUUCGGGAAAGACUUGUGGGGAGGGGAGGGGGGCGGGGAGGGCUUGAGGGGGGCUGGAACAAUUUGCAUAGUGGGGGCGCUGCUGCUGGACCAACAGUACACCCUGCAGACAAUGGAAACCACAUCAAGCCAGCGCCUCUAGCCCCAGCACUUCUGGGAGGGAUGGGGGAUUCUUAGCCGCCCAGCUGGAAACCCCACGUUGUAGUCUUUAAAGUCCGAGGAGCUAUUGCUCCAGCAGAGGGCGGUGUUCUUAAAAUGGGGACUGCGGGGGAGAGGCAGCUAGAGUGUGGGGGGGGAUUGUCUGCCAGCGGUGGGUAGGGUGAAUUUGGUUUUC